Messenger RNA from Sabethes cyaneus, 3175 nucleotides. RefSeq names its product ubiquitin-conjugating enzyme E2 Q2. The record is from RefSeq and is a predicted model, not a curated record. Gene Ontology annotation, cellular component: nucleus. Lineage: Eukaryota; Metazoa; Arthropoda; Insecta; Diptera; Culicidae. The transcript has 8 exons. Gene Ontology annotation, biological process: protein polyubiquitination. Gene Ontology annotation, molecular function: ubiquitin conjugating enzyme activity. Bases 489 to 1691 code for a protein of 400 amino acids.
UGUUGGUUAGACGUAUUUUCUCGUUCGAAAUGGUAGUGUGAGGAUUGAGUAGUCGGAUGGUGAUUUUCGAAACUCAGGCUUUCUGGGCUUUCCAUUGACGGCUCGCAAAAAACAGCAGUUUCGUGUGGUGUGUCAUAAAGUGAAGGAAGUGAAGGAGCAUAGUGUCUGAAAGUUUACUUGAAACGAGGGUAGGAAAACUUCGAUUUGUACGAUAAAUUGCUAGCCCCAGAAUCCAAAAGUAUAAGACAUGUGUUAAGAAUUCUUAGCUCAUUAGCAAAAUACGUAUUGUUUCGGGGUAGCGCUGUAAAUUGCUACUGGAAAUCAAAAAAAUAUUACCUAUUCAGUGUGUGAAAACAAAGAAAGAACCAUCACCAGGAAGAAGUGAUCGGUCGUCAUCGGCAAAAUCGAGAGUCUGUCCUAGUUGUGGCGAAGAAAUUCCUGGCAGUGAUAAAUGUGCUGAGUGAAGGCAGAAAAGGGGUUUAUAGGAAAUGGCGUGUUUAAACACCCUGAAACUGGAGAUAAAGACGCUGGAGCAGAUAUUCACCAAAAAUCAUGAACGGUUCCAAAUCCUUAAUGCUUCGGUGGAUGAGUUGAGUUGCCGUUUCAUUGGCCGCAACGGAAAGCAGUACGACAUUCAUGCUAAUAUUACGGAAACAUACCCCUCCACGCCGCCAGUAUGGUUUGCAGAGAGCGAAGAAACCAGUAUAACCAACGCUGUACAAAUACUUACAAACACCCGUGGCCACGAUAAUCAUGUUAUAAAUCAGGUCGACAUACUACUACGUGAACUGUGCCGGCUUCAUACAGUUCCACUACCUCCAGAUUUGGACAACCUAAGGAUACCGUUUCAACCUCAUGCACCCGGCACACCUUCACCACAUCAGGCAGCCUUCCAAGGGGCUCGUCAAUUGCAUCAACAGCAGCAGCAACAGCAACAACAACAGAUCGACGAAAUCGAUUCGGACUGUGAUGACAUCGAGGAUGUGGUGGGUGAAAGUGACCAGGAAAGUGAAGGAGAGGAAGAUCUUCCACUCGAGAUGGACGACGGUCGGAAUCCGUCUAAGAAAGACGAAAUGGAAGUGGAACAUUUAGCAACGCUAGAAAGAUUACGACAAACUCAACGGCAGGAUUAUUUAAAGGGUUCGGUUUCAGGUUCGGUUCAAGCCACCGACCGACUGAUGAAGGAGUUGCGAGAUAUUUACCGAUCCGAUUCGUUCAAGAGCAACAUGUACUCGAUAGAGCUGGUUAACGACUCAAUUUACGAAUGGAACAUCCGACUGAUGUCCGUCGAUCCCGACAGUCCUUUGCAUAACGAUCUCGUGCUGCUGAAGGAAAAAGAAGGCAAGGACAGCAUCCUGCUCAACAUUAUGUUUAAGGAGACAUACCCGUUCGAACCACCGUUUGUGCGCGUCGUGCAUCCGAUCAUUUCCGGCGGUUAUGUCUUGGUGGGAGGUGCAAUCUGCAUGGAAUUGCUCACAAAACAAGGCUGGAGCUCCGCGUACACCGUGGAAGCUGUUAUCAUGCAGAUAGCAGCUACACUAGUCAAAGGCAAAGCGCGAAUACAGUUUGGCGUAACAAAGUCUUUUUCGCAGGGUCAGUACAGCUUGGCGCGUGCACAACAGAGCUUCAAGUCGCUGGUACAAAUCCACGAGAAGAACGGCUGGUUCACCCCGCCGAAAGAGGACGGAUAAAUUACACGAGCAAACGUAGACCGACUGCGUGGGUGGGGUUGGUUGGAUGGAGACCCACAACAACUAAGGUUCUUCCGCAUUAUGUUCAUUAAAAUAACACCUCUGUUCGCUAUCAUCGUCAUCAUAAGCGUUUCGUAAAACGGUAUUCUGUCCAAUCGAAUGGCUGCAUUAUAACGCCAUUGACUAACUAUUAAAUCAGCAUAAUUAGUAGAACUUUAUUUGUUUGCAGUUCGUGGAUUGAUUUACCAUCGCUAAUAAAGAGCAGUGUGGAAGAAUACAUUAGAGAAAAAAACUGGUCGUCCAAACGAAAAGGCAUUAACUUUCUAUGUAUUUGCUUUAAAUUGAAUGGAUGAUGAUAAUUCAAGAUACAAUGUUAUUGAAUGAUUGCGUUGAAGUAUGUCUGAAAUAUACGCGAUAGUUUGAAUGAAUGUAUGUGUAGAGAGAAACAGGCUGCAUAUGAGAUGACGAAUAAACUGUAAUAGGUUCUAUAAAAAUCGAGUGUUCGUUUGAAACAUAUAGAAUAGGCAAUGAGAUGAAUACGUGAAUGUGUAUACAUUAGAAUUAGGAAUAGAAACGUUAUCCUUUCUCGCAAUCUUCUUCAAACGGACGAGGACAUCUUAUUAAGAAGAGUUAAGUGAAACAAUAAAAGUUACAAGUUGUUUUACUUCGUGAAUAGGUAAUACCAUGGAAAGCAAAGAAAAAGUAAAAAGCAUAACAAGCGAAGGAUUCUCACUAUCUCUUAAAGAGGUAGUGUCUCUUUUAAUCUAUUUCCUGUAGAAGAAAUAUUUCAAUGGAAUAAACGUGAGCUAAGAAAAUGUGUUUGUAAGCUUGGACUGUUGUCAAAUAUGCGAUUUAGGAAAGGCUGGAAAUCUUAAAAUUAUAACGAGGAAGAAUUCCCUCACAGGAAGUAAACUUAUUAGGCUUUCUCAUCAUUUCGCACUUAGGACCAGGCAGCGGAGGCAAUAAGUAUAAAAUACAUUUUUAUAAAACCUCAGGCAAAGAAAAGCUCUCUCUGCCAGCGGUUAGCAGCACUUGCUACAAAAACUCAGAAGUGUCGAAAUGUAGGUAACUGAAAAAGUCUACGUAUAAAAUCUUUAUAACAGCAAUGAAAUACCUACUGAAAGCAAACAAGAAGAUUACACUAUCAGUAAAUCCGUGCGUAAUACUAGAUGCCUGCACCGGGCCAAAUUUCGAUACAGAUAUGAAAUAGUGCUCCGGUAGAAAAUAUAAUAUUUGUCUUAAAUUUAACGUAUUGAUUGGUUUUAUAUUUCAUGAAUAUGAUAGCCAGAAAGCAAACAGAAAUAUCAAAUUGAAUAAAAAGCUAAUUUGCUUAUUUUCAGCUUCUCGGAGGUCACAAUCCACAUUAAAUAAGCUGGCUCUAGCAAAAAUGAGAUCCGAUCAAGUGAAAAGUUUUCUUUUUAUCAGACUGUGACAUAUGUAAAAUAUAAAAAAAGAAAACGACAAAAACAAGAAAUUAAUAAUAA